AUGGGCUCUGCCAUUGAAUCGCCCAGACGGAAUAUCCUGUUCUUGAUAGCAGAUGACCUGGGCAAAUGCUUGCCUUGCUAUGGCGCCAAGGGGCUGAACACGCCCAACAUCGACAAGCUCGCCGCCACCGGAACAGUCUUUGACAAUGCCUUCACCAGUACCGCUUCCUGCAGUGCCAGUCGGACAGUCAUGUAUACUGGUCUCCACCCCCACGAGAAUGGACAGUACGGUCUCAUGGGGGGUGUCAACCACUACCAGUCAUUUGACCACAUUCAGUCGGGAGCCUUGCUCUUCAACUCCCUUGGCUACCAGACUGGUAUCAUCGGCAAAGUCCACGUUGGACCGCCCAGCGUCUUCCCAUGGGCAGUCCGCGAGGAGAGCGAGACAAGGAACGUUGCCUGGACGGCAGAACGAGCGGAAACAUUUUUCCAAGAAACUCAGGCGUCUGAGAAACCCUUCUUCCUCACCGUGGGGUAUGUCGACCCUCAUCGGGACAUUACCACCAGAGGCGGCUUUGGCAACCAGGAGGACUGCAAAGGCACAUUCACGGCGUCGAACAUCCAGCUUGAUCAAGUCGAGAUCCCAGACUGGCUGACAGACGUGGAGGAAACCCGCCAAGAGUACGUGGAGUACUACAAGGCCAUUGAACGGCUUGACCAUGGCAUCGGACUGAUGCUCGACGCGUUGGAUCGUCAGGGUCUGACCGACUCGACUCUCGUAGUCCUCUGCAGCGACAACGGCCCCCCGUUCAUCAAUUCCAAGACGACUCUCUAUGAUGCAGGCGUGCGGUUGCCUUUCAUUGUCCGUCAGCCAGGCGCGUCGGCCGCAGGGACGCGCAACCCUAAUAUGAUCAGCUACAUUGACAUCCUCCCCACGUUUCUCGACUGGGCUGGUGCUCCGUCAGACUUGUCCGCGCCGGUCGAGGCGGCACCAGGGCAAAUCCAUACGAUGGAAACGCGGCCGCCUCCGCAUCCCAAGCGUCUAGGGCGCUCAUUCCUAUCCAUACUCGGCCGAGAGGAACACUUGGAUGCGCUGGAGUGGCAGCAAGAGGUCUUUGGCUCGCACACCUUCCACGAAAUCCACAACUACUGGCCAACACGCUUCCUCCGCACCAAGCGGUUCAAGUACCACCGCAACAUUGCCUGGCAGCUCGACUUCCCAUUUGCCUCGGAUCUGUACGCCAGUCUGUCUCUCGAGGGCAUCCGGAAACAGUCGACGGCCCAGACUGGCGGGGACGUGAUGGUGGGCGCCCGAUCUCUCAGGCAGUACAUCAAGCGUCCCGUCGAGGAACUGUACGAUAUGGAGGCGGAUUCUCUUGAGGUGAACAAUGUGGCGGACAAGGAAGAGUUCAGAGGUGUUCUGGAGCAGAUGAGAGCCCGCGUCGAGGCGUGGCAGUUUCAGACGGGUGACCCUUGGCUGCUGCGCGACGGUCAAAGCGUGCACGCGCUACAGAGGUACGCGCAGGAGGAUUUGAGAGUUCCGGGGGCGUGGGACUUUGUUGUGGACGGCACCGCGUAUCGUCGGAUGAAGAUGAGGCGGGUAGAUGAUCCGCUGCAAAAGCAUGAUGAACUGUAG
This is a messenger RNA of Emericellopsis cladophorae, 1575 nucleotides long. RefSeq lists its product as uncharacterized. The record is from RefSeq and is a predicted model, not a curated record. NCBI's taxonomy places the organism in Eukaryota, Fungi, Ascomycota, Sordariomycetes, Hypocreales, Bionectriaceae. The coding region runs from base 1 to 1575 and encodes 524 amino acids. The transcript has a single exon. Gene Ontology annotation, molecular function: arylsulfatase activity.